Messenger RNA from Epinephelus lanceolatus (giant grouper), 1705 nucleotides. RefSeq names its product protein Z, vitamin K-dependent plasma glycoprotein b (gene prozb). NCBI's taxonomy places the organism in Eukaryota, Metazoa, Chordata, Actinopteri, Perciformes, Serranidae. Gene Ontology annotation, biological process: blood coagulation; proteolysis. The record is from RefSeq and is a predicted model, not a curated record. Gene Ontology annotation, cellular component: extracellular region. Gene Ontology annotation, molecular function: calcium ion binding; serine-type endopeptidase activity.
UGUGUGUGUGUGUGUGUGUGUGUGUGCGUGCGUGCGUACCGGAGUCAGUGUCAUGGCGGCCAGCAUCAUGUCGGCUCGUUGUCCAGCGUCUCUUCUGUGUCUCUACGUCUUCGCUUGUUUCCUUCAGGUUCUCAUCCAAGGACAAGUGUUUCAGCUUCCUCGGAGGCAGGACGUGUUCCUGCGGUCCAGACGGGCCAACCUGUUCCUAGUGGAAGAGAUCCUGCAGGGGAACCUGGAGCGCGAGUGUUACGAGGAGACGUGCAGCUGGGAAGAAGCACGCGAGUACUUCGAGGACACCAAGAAGACGAUGGAAUUCUGGACCGUUUAUGUCGAUGGCGAUCAGUGCGAUCCCGACCCCUGCCUCCAUGGAGGAAACUGCACCGACAGAGUGGGCGGGUUCAACUGCUCCUGCCCCGCCUCCCACUACGGCCCCGUCUGUGAACUGGAAGUUCUGGGAGACAGAGGACAGCCGCCCGUAGCGCCACAGUUCAGAGAGUUUGCAGAGUGUCCGACCGACGGCCCGACGGCGUGUCACCAGCUGUGCACGGCAUCCUACUACUCCUUCACCUGCUCCUGCAUGCCGGGAUUCAAACUGCAGAUGGAUGGGCGGAGCUGCCUUCCUGAGGUCAUGUUUCCCUGUGGGCAACUUCCUGACCAGGUCAACACGUCGGCGUCUGCGUGGCCCUGGCAGGUGUCCCUGCUGGACAGCAGAGGAGCGGAGCUUUGUGACGGUGUGGUGCUUGGUCGACGCUCCGUCCUGACCGCCGCCCGCUGCCUCGUCCAGGACUCGGCAUCCAACCUCCGACCCUCCAACUUCGCCGUGGUCGCCGGUGACGACAACAAGAUGGUGGUCGUCCCCGUGCGGGCGCUGUACAUCCAUGAACGUUUCCGUGCAGGUCACCACGACAACGACCUCGCCCUCCUUGAGCUGACCCGCCCCUUGCCCUUUAGUUCCACCCUCAUCCACCUCUGCCUGCCCACCAAGGACUUCUGUGAAAACAUCCUGAUGCAUUCUGGGACGAGGGGCGUGGCUGGGGGGCGGGGCGUCGGUCGGACUCAGGAGCUGGUCUACAUGACGCUGGACGAGUGCCGCCGUCAGCUCAAUGUGUCACAUCCACUCAGCAACAAAAUGUUCUGCAUGAGGAGACACGAUGGAGCCGAGCCAGCCCAGGGGAGCCCGAAUGGAGCUGCAGGGAAACAAAAUGGCACCUGGGGGACGCCAAACGGAGCCCAAGGGACGCCAAACGGAGCUGAAAACUACGACAGCAGCAGGACAAAGGUUCAGAAGUCCUCAGAAGACCAGUUGAGGUCAGAGGUCAGCCGCUGUGGCGGCCUGUUGCCGGGGACUCCAGUUGCCACAGUCGAGCAUGGGACGGCGUUUCUGACGGGCUUGCUGAUGUCACGGUCCUCGGGCUGCGAGGACGGUGGUGGCAGCGGUCUGGUGUUUACCAAAGUGUCCCGUUACCUGGGCUGGAUCAAACCAAGGCUAGAGGAAGCCGAGAAUCACAUGACCCCGCAAGUCAAACAGUACCCUGAGAACCGCUGACCGCCGCUGCCGCCGCUGUCAUCGCCGCCAUCUUUCAAACUGUUUCAAAGUCACUCAAAACCUGCUGGUGUCUGUGUCCAUCUGUCCUUCUGUCACGUGGCUCUUCCUGUCUUAUUUUAGUAAACAUUUUUUCUUCAAUAAAAUGAAAAUGAUCAGAAA